UGACUGUUCUCAAUCGUUGCUCACUUGUCCACGCCUUUGUGAUACACUUCUGGCUCUAUCAGAGUCCCUCAAUCCGACCUGAUAGUCCUCAUAUGUCCCUGAACAUCUUGAUAUCUACGCUCCAGGUCUUCGAGCUCAUCCCUCCACCACCUUUUCCCCGCCACCACCAUGUCUGAGUCAGGUUCCUCCUCUACACCGCCAUUGAAGAAUCCCAAACUCAGCACCUUGAACAAGGCUUUCGCUCAAGUUGACCUGGACGGCCAUGAUCUGCCACCAUCGCCAGCCCCUUCCAGUCCAAGGGGAAGCCGGAAUUAUGCCAUCGCAACCCAGCUGGUCUACUCCGAAGGUAAUGACCAGUAUAAUGCCAGUAGCGUCCCAAUCUACCAGUCUGCAACAUUCAAGCAGACAUCUGCGACGGGCGGCGCCUCCGACUACGAUUACACCCGCAGUGGUAAUCCGACCCGCACCCACCUCGAGAAACACCUCGCCAAAAUCAUGCGCGCGAAGCGAGCUCUUGUCGUCUCUUCUGGGAUGGGGGCCCUCGAUGUGAUAACCCGCCAGCUGCGACCAGGUGAUGAAGUCGUGACGGGAGAUGACUUGUAUGGAGGCACACACAGACUGCUAAAAUAUUUGUCCACCCAUGGCGGUAUCAUCGUGCAUCACGUCGACACCACGACACCUGAAAAAGUACAGGAAGUCUUGAGCUCCAAGACUGCCAUGGUCCUUCUCGAAACACCCACGAACCCACUGAUCAAGAUCGUGGACAUACCCACAAUAUCAAACAUGGCACAUGCCGCCAACCCGGCCUGCGUUGUCAGCGUGGACAACACCAUGUUAUCGCCAUAUCUUCAAAAUCCCCUAGAGUUGGGUGCGGACAUUGUUUACGAGUCUGGGACCAAAUAUCUGUCUGGCCAUCACGAUCUCAUGGCUGGUGUCAUUGCCGUCAGCGAUGAAGCACUGGGAGAAAAGCUAUAUUUCACGAUCAAUGCAUCGGGUUGUGGCCUGGCGCCGUUCGAUUGUUGGCUGUUGAUGAGAGGAAUCAAGACGCUGAAAGUUCGCAUGGAUGCACAGCAGGGCAACGCCAUGUUGAUCGCCCGGUUCCUCGAGUCGGCUGGCUUUAAGGUCCGCUACCCUGGACUUCAGAGCCAUCCUCAGUAUGGUCUGUUCAACUCCAUGGCCCGCGGCCCUGGAGCUGUUCUUUCCUUCGAGACCGGUGACAUCCAAUUGUCUGAGAGGAUCGUUGAGUCGGCCAAGCUGUGGGCCAUUAGUGUGAGCUUUGGCUGUGUUAACUCUCUGAUCAGUAUGCCUUGCCGCAUGAGUCACGCGAGUAUCGAUGCGAAGACUCGUGCGGAUCGGGGUGUCCCUGAAGACCUCAUCCGGCUGUGUGUUGGUAUUGAGGAUGGGGAGGAUCUCCUUGAUGAUCUACGGAGUGCCUUGGUUCAGUCGGGCGCAAUGAACGUAACCUUGGAUGGAAUCUACGCAAAGAACGCCACUGUCGGCGCCCGACACCCUGAAGAAGGCGAACAGCUUGCUGCAGACGCGGCAGCCGAAAACGAACCCUGAUGGAAGACCUGCGUCCAUCGAAAGGCCCGGAAGCUCCUGAUCUCAAUAAAUCUCGUUGCUUUGGAGGAGGCCGAUGGACCAUGGAAGUGGGAAUACCUCCUGGCCCAGCAAUGUACAGAAAAGAAAGAAAAGAAAAGGAAAAGGAAAUCAUCCUUGACUGAGGAGCCAGGAAAAGUUUCGCACAUGGUGUUGGCGGGUUUCAGUUUGAGAAAUGUUUAGCUCUGGGAAAAUGUGAAUACGUAUUUGUUUGCCAACUGACUCUUUUCUCUAUAUCGUUUACCAUUCUCUUGGUCAAUCCAUUCAGGUGCCAAAGUCCGUUGUUCGGAUCAAGGACGUUUCGGUAUCGAGGAUGCCCUGGCAAC
Exophiala oligosperma is the source of this 1925-nucleotide messenger RNA. Its product is annotated as cystathionine beta-lyase. The transcript has 2 exons. The record is from RefSeq and is a predicted model, not a curated record. The coding region runs from base 169 to 1563 and encodes 464 amino acids. Gene Ontology annotation, biological process: transsulfuration; 'de novo' L-methionine biosynthetic process. Gene Ontology annotation, molecular function: pyridoxal phosphate binding. NCBI's taxonomy places the organism in Eukaryota, Fungi, Ascomycota, Eurotiomycetes, Chaetothyriales, Herpotrichiellaceae. Gene Ontology annotation, cellular component: cytoplasm.